Aspergillus wentii DTO 134E9 is the source of this 915-nucleotide messenger RNA. RefSeq names its product putative TIM barrel metal-dependent hydrolase. NCBI's taxonomy places the organism in Eukaryota, Fungi, Ascomycota, Eurotiomycetes, Eurotiales, Aspergillaceae. Gene Ontology annotation, molecular function: hydrolase activity. The coding region runs from base 1 to 915 and encodes 304 amino acids. The record is from RefSeq and is a predicted model, not a curated record. The transcript has 2 exons.
AUGAUAUCUUUGCGGCCUUGUCUCCUGCGAGGAGCUCGUCUAACUGCACUCAAAGUUCCGCCACGGUCAUGGGAUAGCCAUAUGCAUGUGGUGGAACCUGAGCGGUAUCCUGUCGCCGCCAAUGCUAUGUAUCAACCUUCACCGCACACAGUACAAGACGCCCUGAGCUUCGAAUCCUCGUUGGGCAUUGAAAACGUCGUUCUUGUGCAGCCAUCUAUCUAUGGAACCGACAACUCCUGCCUCCUGGACGCACUCAAAGAAAUCGGACCCUCACGCGGACGAGGUGUGGUGGUUAUCGAUCCAGCCAACAUCGACGCUAAGACCCUUAAUUCAUGGCAUUCCCUCGGAGUCCGCGGCGUGCGGGUGAAUCUCAAAUCUGUCGGCAAGGUCAUGGAUGAAGGUGAACUGGCAGAGACCCUGUUGCAGCAUGCGGAAGUUGUCCGUCCACUCGGAUGGAUGAUUCAAGUCUACGUCUCUUUGGAUAUGCUUCCUAUGCUCGAGCGAAUUGUCCCCCAGCUAGGGACCAAAGUUUGCAUCGACCACUUUGGCGGCCCAGACCUUUCUUCGAUUUCGUUGGUUGCCGAGACCCCCUUUGAUCCAUACACUCUCCCCGGAUUCUCGUCAAUGAUAUCCCUUCUCCGUGCCGGACAAACCUACGUGAAGAUUUCUGCACCAUACCGUUUGAGCAAGGACAGCCAGAUGCGUGACCUCCAAGCGAUGGCCCAAGAGUUCCUGCGCGUGGCCCCAAACCGAGUUCUCUACGCGAGUGACUGGCCACACACCCGAUUCGACGGAAUCAACAUCAGCCCUUUUACACAGUCGUGUCUCAAAUGGUGUGCAGAGAAGUCCGGACUGGCUGAACGGAUUUUCCGGAAGAACACAGAAGAGUUGAUGGAUGGAGAGCAUGAUAAUUAA